AUGUGGGAGCUGCGCUCCAUCGCCUUCACCAGGGCUGUCCUGGCAGAGUUCUUGGCCACUUUGGUCUUCAUCCUCUUCGGCCUGGGCUCGGCCCUCGACUGGCCCUCGGCUCCCUCCCCCAGCACCCUGCAGAUCGCUCUGGCUUUCGGCUUAGCCAUCGGCACCUUGGUGCAAGCCCUGGGGCACGUCAGCGGUGCCCACAUCAACCCUGCCGUGACCCUGGCGUGCCUGAUCGGCUCCCAGCUCUCCUUCCUCCGGGCCACCUUCUACGUGGUGGCUCAGCUGCUGGGGGGGGUGGUGGGGGCGGCCAUCCUGCACGAGAUCACCCCCCCCGACAGCAGGGGAGCUUUGGCCAUCAACAAGCUGCACAACGAGACCAGCACAGGGCAGGCAGUGACUGUGGAGCUCUUCCUCACCUUCCAGCUCGUCCUCUGCAUCUUCGCCUCCACCGACGAGCGCCGGGAGGACACUUUGGGCUCUCCUGCCCUCUCCAUCGGCCUCUCUGUGGCCGUGGGGCAUCUCCUGGGGAUACGCUACACAGGCUGCUCCAUGAACCCUGCCAGGUCCUUUGCCCCUGCAGUCGUCGUUGGAGACUUCAGUGACCACUGGGUCUUCUGGGUGGGCCCCUUGGUUGGGGCAGCAGCAGCCUCCAUCAUCUACAACUACCUCCUGUGCCCUCAAGCCAAGAGCUUCUCGGAGAGGUUGGCAAUCUUCAAGGGCAUGGAGCCCGAGGAGGACUGGGCAGAGCGCGAGGCACGGCGGAGGCAGUCGGUGGAGCUCCACUCCCCACAGACCCUGCCCAGGGGCAUGUCUGAGAAGGUGUAGCCCACCCUGGCACCCAGGGAUGAGAGAGGAGCUGGCACCCAGCCUGCUCCAGAUGUUCCACCUCUCCCCUCUCCACUCCUGCUGC
This is a messenger RNA of Pogoniulus pusillus (Red-fronted tinkerbird), 910 nucleotides long. Its product is annotated as aquaporin-2-like. Gene Ontology annotation, biological process: water transport; transmembrane transport. Gene Ontology annotation, cellular component: plasma membrane; apical plasma membrane. NCBI's taxonomy places the organism in Eukaryota, Metazoa, Chordata, Aves, Piciformes, Lybiidae. Gene Ontology annotation, molecular function: water channel activity. The record is from RefSeq and is a predicted model, not a curated record. The transcript is spliced from 4 exons. The coding region runs from base 1 to 825 and encodes 274 amino acids.